Molecule: messenger RNA, 2280 nt
Organism: Akanthomyces muscarius
Lineage: Eukaryota; Fungi; Ascomycota; Sordariomycetes; Hypocreales; Cordycipitaceae
Exons: 2
Coding region: 1-2280 (759 amino acids)
Molecular function (GO): protein binding
Source: RefSeq, a predicted model, not a curated record
AUGCGACCUUCGUCAUCGCAUACGACUCGAGUGCCGCCCGACGACCCUCAACCAGACGACAAUGGCCAACACUCUCGCUCACGUUCCCGCCUGCUGACACACCACGCAUACGACUCGGACUCGGACUCGGACUCGCACUGCUCUAGCAGCAGCAACAACGACUCGCUCUCGCGGCACCAACCUGCUCGCUCUCGUCUUCUUUGCCGCCCUGCCGGCGCGUUUUCCCCAGCCAGCACCGCCGCCCGCAUGACGGCUACCUCGGUAGAAGGGCCCGGCGCGCCUUCGGCCAGUCGCCAUUCUCAGUCUGCUCGCCCAUCCUCGCGACCCGAGCACGAUGCCCAGUCGGACGUCGACAUGACCGACAGCGACGUCCAAGCCUCGGAGACUGAAUUCGAAGCUGGUGGCGCUCCGCUGGCUUUGAAUGCCCCGACUCGCGACCACCAUGCCACCAACAUCAUGCCCACACGGGAAUCGGAUCCCGAAUCUCUGUCCGAUGCGGAUUCGGAAGACCAUGACCAUGACGAGGAUGACGAGGAGGAUGACGACGACGACGACGACGACGACGAUGGCGAUGGCGAUUAUGAUAGUGACGAUGACAUGCCAUUCCCUCAAAAUUAUCCAAAUACUCUACCACCGAUGACACCCAUGCCACCUGCGCCUUUGUUCCCGCAUCCAGGCAAUGCCUUCCUUUUCCAGACGCCCCCUCCGAACAUGCCCUUCAACCAGUUAACACUGCCGCCUCAACCAAUGAACUUUGCCAUGCCCACUGGUCCUACCGACCUAGCCAACUUGCCGCCGCUGCCACAACCACCAACCAACUGGGUCAAUAUACCGGCAUUCUUUGCCGACCAAAAUCUGGCUAUUAGCAAUGGUAUCUCCAGUAUACUGGGAUCCGAGAAUCUUGACAUGGCCGACUUCUUACGUGACUGGGCCUACCAGGGUCGCUAUGGCCGCGCUGCGCGAUCGCAACCCCCUCUGCUCGACGAGCUCAUGCGCCAAACGCAAGAGCAGCCUGACGAAAUCGACUAUGAUCAGCUCAAAGGCGACCAAUAUGACUUGCAAGGCCUGGAUUGGGCUUCCAUGGAAACUACACGCAAGGCUGCCCGAUUGCGACGCCAAUAUACCUAUCGAAACUAUGUCAACAGAAUGGGGUCUGACAAAUGGAUGUUGCCUCGCGAAACGCUGUCCUCUCGCGAGAGCUUCUACAGAUUCAAGAGAAUGAACAUUCGAAAAGACGUCUCCCUGGCUCACUUUCAGCUUCGUAGUGCUCUCGCCUGCCCAACCCGCACCCACGCCUAUUAUCCCACACCCCAGGGCAUCGCACGCAUGAAUUUGGCAUCUAGAAAAUCCGAAACUUUCAUGAACACGCGAGACUUCCCGGCUGCUGGGGCCGUCAUAUCCACUCUUGAUGCUGAUUGCGGCGUCCUAAUGUGCGGCACCUUCAAUGGCGAGUAUUACAUCAAAAGCCUUGAUACUACAGAAAAGCAGGGGUAUUCGGAGGGUCAAAUCACUUCUGAUCCCGGCGGUAUUACCAAUCACAUCAAGAUCCACAAACCACGACGCUCCUGUGGCCCCGCAGCUGCCAUAGCGAGUAACGAUCACGGAUUCCGACUGCUAGACCUGGAGACGCGAAAAAUCGUGCAGGAAACGAGGUAUCCGUUUGCCCUCAACUGCACAGCUGUAUCCCCGGACCGACGACUGCGAGCCGUGGUAGGCGAUCACUUUAAUGUCCUCAUCACCAAUGCCGACACGGGCGAAGUGUUGCAGGAGCUUGGAGGCCACCGCGACUACGGCUUUGCCUGUGACUGGUCCGACGACGGCUGGACCGUUGCCACUGGCUUCCAAGACAUGGCUGUGAAGAUCUGGGAUGCCAGACGCUGGUGCAACUCGAGCGGCAUCUCGACGCCGCUGUGUACGGUGCGCACGGAGAUGGCGGGGGCUCGUAGCCUGCGUUUCUCUCCCCUCGGAAGCGGCCCGCCCGUGCUGGUCGCCGCCGAGGAGGCCGAUUUUGUCAACAUUAUCGACGCCAAGAUGUUCCGCUUCAAGCAGGAGAUUGACGUCUUUGGCGAGAUUGGCGGCACUGCCUUUGCAAAUGACGGGCAGGACCUCAACGUUCUCUGCUGCGAUACGCACCGUGGUGGCCUCUUGCAGCUGCAGCGCUGCCGUGGCCGACGCGGCUUUAUGCGCAGCUACGACGAAGAAGACAUGGCGAACCGCCACUCGUGGCUUCCAGAUACCGAUUCGACGCCCGCCAUGCACGAAAUCCCCCCCUUCUUCUAG